Molecule: messenger RNA, 1602 nt
Organism: Lachancea thermotolerans CBS 6340
Lineage: Eukaryota; Fungi; Ascomycota; Saccharomycetes; Saccharomycetales; Saccharomycetaceae
Gene: AIM14
Product: putative metalloreductase
Exons: 1
Coding region: 1-1602 (533 amino acids)
Cellular component (GO): plasma membrane
Molecular function (GO): oxidoreductase activity
Source: RefSeq, a predicted model, not a curated record
AUGGCUAUGACACUGCUGCCCCGCCACGGUAAAACGCAUUUAGCCAACAUUCCUUAUGGCUAUUAUACGGCCACCGUCAGUCUUAUUUUCAUUAUACUGCUCAUAGGUGCCCGCAAGCUCAUCCCAGUAAGGCAGAGGAACCGUUCAAAAUGGGCGAAAUGGGCCUUGAGUAGUGCCCGCGGGGGGUCGCCACUUCUGUACCUUGUGGUUCUGUUCGUCGCGCUGCUGGUGCCCUUUGUGCACCACUACAGUCUGCUGGGUUAUGUGGGCUUAUACCUCAAGCGCCUGGGCCGCCUGAGCUAUGUCUUGGCCACACUGAACCUGUUCCUGACUCUAAGGCCAAACUUCCUACUCCCUGGUUAUGUGUACCUGGACCUCAUUCCCCUCCACAAGUGGCUUUCCCGCUCGCUGUGUCUGCUGGCUCUCGUGCAUGGCGUCGGAUUCCUGGUCAAGUGGGCACUGGACUCUCAGGUCUCAUUCGUCGCCAAAGCAUUCUACAACAUCCCCAACUUAGCGGGUUUGGUAGUGGGAGCAUUGAUGGCUUUCAUGGUCCUGCUAUCGGUGCGGCCUGUCCGCCGUUUUUCGUACCGUUCUUUCUACCUAACGCAUAUCAUUGGAGCGUGGGUGUUUGUUUUCCUCACCGCCUAUCAUGCCCGCCCAGGAGUCUUUGUUCCCUACACUUUGCUAAACGCAGGCUUGUUUGUCUUCUACAUCCUCUCCAAGACAGUUCCUGCCCGGGGCGUUGAGCUUGUUUCCAAGUCUACAGAUGACGUGAACAACUGUUUGACCAGGAUCGUCCUUCCCCGCAAGGCCAUGCCGGAACAUUUCGCACCCGGUUCCCACCUACGCAUCUCCCCGUACAGGAGGGUGAAUCCGUUGUACUACAUGCUUCCAUCCCAUCCCUACACAGUUGCCAGCAUGCCUGAAGACAAAGACGUAGAGCUGAUUGUGCGGGAGCACGCCAGCGGAUUUCAUUUGCUUACAGGCUUGGGAUACACAAUCCAAAACCACUAUGAAUCAGUUCCUCGUCAAUGCCUGCAAAGCGCAACCAGAAUUGCCCUGGUUUGCGGUGGCAGCGGUCUCUCUUAUGCGCUCCCAAUCUUUAGACACUUUGCGUCGGAAGAGAAGGCCGAUCAGGUUAAAUAUCUCAGACUUAUCUGGUUGGUCCGCGAUAAGUACGACGUGAACGUGUUAGGAAACAUAAGAUCACUGGCCUCCAGUGUAGCCCAGUUUGACAUUUUCGUCACAAGAAGCGUGCCUCCGGAUGACACCGUUGAGAGCGGCUCUAAACUCUCUCCUGCACAGCAGCAGUCUCCUAUAACCGAUGACCUAGAGUUUGAGCUAGAGUCUUUCGGCGACCAGUUAGACCAGAAUGGCGCCUUGAUAACGCCUGAGAUUCCAAAUCUCCCUUCAGGCCUUGCUUCGAGUUUCCAUUUUGGCAGAAAGCUAGAUUGGAUGACUGACCUCGCACAAUUUGUAGAAAGGGAGGACUUAGGCUCUACAUGGCUAGUGGCUUGUGGACCAAAAGGUCUAAAUGAUGCAGCAAAGUUGUACGCCCAACAAAACGAAAUUAACUUGGCCUCUGAGACAUACGCGUUAUAG